Nicotiana attenuata is the source of this 450-nucleotide messenger RNA. RefSeq names its product callose synthase 9-like. The annotation marks the transcript as partial. NCBI's taxonomy places the organism in Eukaryota, Viridiplantae, Streptophyta, Magnoliopsida, Solanales, Solanaceae. Gene Ontology annotation, biological process: (1->3)-beta-D-glucan biosynthetic process. Gene Ontology annotation, cellular component: plasma membrane; 1,3-beta-D-glucan synthase complex. The record is from RefSeq and is a predicted model, not a curated record. Gene Ontology annotation, molecular function: 1,3-beta-D-glucan synthase activity. The transcript has 3 exons.
AUGUGUGUUAUCUCCUGGAGAAGUUGCUUACCUGCUUGUUUUUCUGAUGAAUUUCUACCUUUAACACAACCCUUCUGGAGUUUUGCAGUUCGUGGAAUGAUGUACUACAGGAAAGCGCUAAUGCUGCAAUCAUAUUUGGAACGGAUGAUAACUGGAGAUUCUGAAGCAGGAAUCCCACCAAAUGGAACAACGGAUACUCAAGGAUUUCACUUGUCUCCUGAAUCAAGAGCACAGGCAGAUCUGAAAUUUACAUAUGUUGUCACAUGCCAGAUAUAUGGAAAACAGAAAGAAGAGCAAAAACCUGAGGCUGCAGAUAUUGCAUUACUAAUGCAAAGAAAUGAGGCUCUCCGAGUUGCUUUCAUUGAUGAGGUUGAAACUCUUAAAGAUGGAAAGGUGAAUAAAGAAUACAUCUCAAAGCUUGUAAAGGCUGACAUCAACGGCAAAGAUAAG